Spirodela intermedia is the source of this 444-nucleotide messenger RNA. NCBI's taxonomy places the organism in Eukaryota, Viridiplantae, Streptophyta, Magnoliopsida, Alismatales, Araceae. The record is from the annotation of a GenBank genome assembly.
AUGGAUUCUUCCCAGCUGGUUGGAGGCGCAGAAGAAUGUAGUAGCAGUGAGUCGGGGUGGACCAUGUACCUCGCCUCUCCCAUGCAUGGCCAAGCCCAAAUAGAGGACGAGGGGGAGACAAGCGAAGACGACUACGGCGAUCAUGGCGGUGCCUCCGGCGGUGGCGAGGACGCCGACUCCCUCGCUUCCGAUGCCUCUUCUGGUCCCCCCCAUCGCAGCCUCUCCCACAAAGACGGCUCCUUAAGUGGGGCUCCCACUCCCAACCAGAAGGGCAGCGAAGAAGAAGAGGAUGAUGAAGAAGGCCAUCGGAUGGAGAGGUACACUUGCAGGAAAUCUCGCAAGAGCAAGGAGAAGAAGCGCGACAAUGGCGGUGCGUCUGUUUCUCCCAUGGCUGAGGGCGGGGGCGCCCUCUCCUGCAGCAGUGAGAAGUUAACAAGGAAAUAG